GUGAGGUGAUUAUUUAUCGAUUCAUUGCCUUCUCUCUUAAAUUUCUGACGGAAAAUCGGUUCAUGCUACAGGGGAUUUUGAUCGAAGGUCACUUAUCUAAUCGGGUUUGUGAAGGUCUUAUGGCGAUCCCUUCUGAACAGGCCACGAGCAUUUGCGCUCACUGUGAUAGAGCUAUCCCGGCUCCUAACAUUGAUUUACAUUAUGCACACUGCUCGCGGAACCUGGAGAGAUGCAAAGUUUGUGGAGAUAUGGUUCCAAAAAUUCAUGCCGAGGAGCAUUACUUAAAUGCCCAUGCUCCGGUAGCUUGUUCACUCUGCAGUGAGAUAGUAGAUCGAGAUAUUUUAGCAGUCCAUACGGGUGAAAACUGCCCUCAAAGGAUUGUAACUUGUGAAUACUGUGAGUUUCCAUUGCCUGCAGUGGAUCUCUUCAAGCAUCAGGAAGUAUGUGGGAAUCGAACCGAAUUAUGUCAUCUGUGUAGCAAAUAUAUUAGGCUGCGUGAACGACUUGACCAUGAAAACAGUUGUCCUGGUAGUCCAGAUAUUGCGGCAGGGCCUUCAAGGGAAACAUCCACGAGUGCAUAUGAAAGACAGCAAGGUGCUCACAGAAGGCAACCACAUGAUUUACCAAGGAGACAUCUACUGUUCACAAUUGCAAUAACUGGCAUUGCUGUUCUACUUGGAUCAUUUUUCUUCCAGAGAAAAGUUGAAAACCAUGAACUUCAGUAAUGUUCUUAAAGGUAAACAAGGGUUGAUUUCUCUAACUCUUAUGUUUUUGGCAACUGAAAAACAAUGAAUUUUAGAUGGGAUAAAAAGAUCCCUCAGAUCCAAGUGCCCGAAGUGUAGAGCAAGAGCAGAAACGAGAGAAGCAUGAGCACAAAGUUUUGACAUUCACCAAGUUCCAGAGCACCUCAAGAGUAUAUAUAUAUGUUUAUAUUUCUUAGUGAUAUACAACUAAUGCAAAUCGUAUGCUUCACAUAUUUGAUAGAAAAGAAUUGGAUAAUUUAUACUAGUUGUAUAUAGGUAUGCUAAAAUAUAAAUCAAACAAAUAAAUGAUUUUAUUUGGUUUUGCAAAUAAA
Messenger RNA from Telopea speciosissima, 1075 nucleotides. Its product is annotated as XIAP-associated factor 1-like. The transcript has 6 exons. Bases 63 to 725 code for a protein of 220 amino acids. The record is from RefSeq and is a predicted model, not a curated record. Lineage: Eukaryota; Viridiplantae; Streptophyta; Magnoliopsida; Proteales; Proteaceae.